Rhodamnia argentea is the source of this 3510-nucleotide messenger RNA. RefSeq names its product disease resistance protein RUN1-like. Gene Ontology annotation, biological process: signal transduction; defense response. Bases 1 to 3510 code for a protein of 1169 amino acids. The record is from RefSeq and is a predicted model, not a curated record. The transcript has 7 exons. NCBI's taxonomy places the organism in Eukaryota, Viridiplantae, Streptophyta, Magnoliopsida, Myrtales, Myrtaceae. Gene Ontology annotation, molecular function: ADP binding.
AUGGCGAACUCGGAGGCCAGGACAGGUAGCGAUGCUGCACAAGCAUCGAGAGGUGAGUACGAAGUAUUCCUGAGUUUCAGAGGACCCGACACUCGUCAUGAAUUCACAGACUUCCUCUACCAUGGCUUGGUAGAUGCCGGAGUCCGUGUAUUCAAGGACGAUACUGAGCUCCGCAAGGGCGAAGUGAUUAGUAAGAAACUUCGUAGUGCUAUCAAAAAGUCCAAACUCUAUAUACCCAUCUUCUCUCGGACUUAUGCUUCCAGUAAAUGGUGUCUCCUUGAGCUUACGCUCAUGGUAAAUAAUGUGUCCAUGUCGAAGGAUGAAAAGACUAUCCUUCCAAUUUUUUUGGAUGUGGAACCUGUUGAUCUUAAACUUUAUACUCCGUUGUAUAAGAAUGCUUUACGGAAGCACGAGCAGCGGUAUCCCAACAAAGUCAAGGUGUGGACAAAUGCACUUGCAAAGGUUGCUGAAAUCAGCGGGUGGAACGUGAAAAAGGAUCAAAGCAAAGCAGAGAUUGUCAAAUUGGUUGUUGGGGAGGUAUCGGAGAGGCUGAAGAUAAAAGAAAUAUUAGUAACGGAACAUUUAAUUGGACUUGAUGAUCGGGUAAAACACUUGACCGAGUUUUUAGAUGUCAACCAUCGUGAUGUGCGGCUUCUUGCAAUUUAUGGAAUGGGUGGCAUGGGUAAAACAACUAUUGCCCGGGUCAUCUUCAAUCUACUACGUUCCCAUUUUGGAAAGUGUUGUAGCUUCCUGGAGAACGUUCGAGAAAGAUCGUCGACCAAGGAGGAUAUAGUCCGGCUGCAGAAGAAAUUACUAUUUGACAUUGUUGGUUCAAGAGCUAUAGACCAAUUCGACGAUUGGGAACGAGGAAAGACAAAUAUUGAAGAAACACUCCACACUAAGAAGGUCCUUCUGGUUCCGGAUGACGUUGCUGACGACCAACAUAUUAAGAAUUUAUUGAGAACUUAUUUAUUCUAUUCAGGAUCUCGUAUAAUCAUUACAACGAGAGACCAAACUAUUCCAGCAGUUGAGGGAUUUAAAGGUAAAAUUCUACGGUAUGAGAUGCAAAAGAUGGAUAAUGGUCCCGCACUUAAGCUUUUUUGUCGGCAUGCAUUUAAUGAAGACCUUCCUCCAGAUGAUUAUCGCGAACGGUCCAAUAAAAUUGUCUCAGGUAUAGGAGGGCUUCCUCUAGCUAUUCAAGUGAUAGGUUCGUUACUUAAAAGGAGAGACGAAGCACUUUGGAAAGAGACCUCAGACAAUUUAAAGAAUGCAUCUGAGGGAGAGAUUCUAAAAAAGCUGAGGAUUAGCUAUGAUGAUCUAGACUCGGUUCAGAAAAUUAUUUUUCUUGAUAUAGCAAGCUGUUUUGUCAAUGAGAAGAAGUCUGAAGCAAUUUACAUGUGGACUGGCUGUCAAUUGAAACCCGUAAAGGGUAUUAAAGUCCUUACAGAGAGGUGCUUGAUAAAGAUAUUGGACAAUGAUGAGUUGUGGAUGCAUGAUCAGCUAAUAGCACUGGGAAGACAAAUUGUCCGUGAUGAUAGUCGAGGUAAUCUUGGAAAGCAAAGUAGGUUGUGGAUUGCAGAAGAGGCUCGCGUAAUCAUAAGAAACACAGCGAGGAAGAACAAAGUUCAAGGGCUUCAGAUUGAUGGACUGGAUGACUCCAUAGAGAUUACCAAUGAAGAGUUUGAAAGAGCAAACAAAUUGGAUUUUGGUCUUCUUGUUGUUUGUAAACUUGACGAUAUGCACUUCAAGGAUGAUUCAAACGCGUGGGACUGGAUCAAGCGGGCACGGAAUUUGAAAGUUCUAUCUAUUACUCGGUGUCCCAACAUAACGAAAAUGCCAGACAUAUAUGAUUGCUUGGCUUUAGAGAGGUUGACUAUUGCAAAUUGCUAUAGGCUAAAGACAGUUGAAAGCUUCAUUGGAUGUCUAAGGUCGUUGAUGGAGUUAAAGAUUGAAAACUGCAAUGGUCUUGCAAAUUUGCCUGAAGAAGUUGGGGCUCUAGUGAAGCUUAAGCACUUCUCGUUGAAAGGGUGUAGAGGGUUGGGAGAACUUCCAAAUUCAAUUGGGAAUUUAACUUCAUUGACAGAGCUAGACUUAUCAAGUACGGGCAUUGCCAAGCUUCCAAAUUCUAUUGGGGGAUUGGUACAUGCACCUCGAGAGUUGGCUUCUCUUUCUCAUCUAGAAGAGCUUACUUUGAAUGGCCUAGACCUAGAAACCCUUCUGCAGCUUCCGUCCUCCCAAUGGAGUUUGAGAAAUUUGUCGACUUUAGAGUUACACGGGUGUGAAGUGGAAGACAUUCAACUCGACAAACUUCCACGACUGAAGAAAUUAACUAUUGACAAUUGUGAACGGCUUCGGAGAUUAUCCAUUUCUUUGGAGUUGAGGAAGCCAAGCCAGGUGAGAGUGGCAUCUUGUCUGGCGCUAGUUGAGAUAAAAGUUGUGGAUCUCACGAAAUCAUUGGAAUCCUUGAGCGUUUUGGGAUGCGAAUCUCUGACAAGAAUAGGUGGGUUAUCACGUUCGAAGAACCUGGAGAACCUGUAUAUCCACUCGUGCAAAGUACUUACUGAUGUUGAGAGCCUAAACGAGCUAGAAUCUCUGAGAUCCUUGGUGGUUGCUAAUUGCAAGUCAUUGAGAAGGUUGAUUGAUGCAUCUUGCACAAAUAUACCUGAUGAUUGCCUCGUCAAUAUCCAAUGGUGUGGAGACUUUAUCAAAGCUUCUUCUCCAGCUGGAAUGCGUAUGAAGGGUUAUAGAGAGGAGAUUCUUCUGGAUACAUCAAAUAAGUUUGACACUGAGUGGGAGGAAGAUUAUGGGGAGGAGAUGAUGGAGAUGUUUAGAGAGGAAUGGACAACGAAGACUAAUGUGUACUCCGAAGAGGACGGGGGUGAGUGGAAAGUUGUAGGUUCUGUUGAGGCCAGGGGAAAUAGGAGGCAAACGAAGGUCGGAUGGACUGGGACCAGAUGUGCUUCCAAACCAGGAAGGGAUCCUGCAGAAAGAGGCAGAGCAAGGAGUAUGACUUCAAGUUCAAGAGACAGCAAAGGUUUGAGGUCGGAUAGGGACACAGCCUCUACUUCAGGGAAGAGCACGGCAUCGAAUUCAGGAAGGGGCAUAGCUUCAAGCUCACGAAGCAGCACGACUUUAAGUUCAGGGAGGGGCAGAGUUUCAACUUCAGGAAUGGGCGCAGCUUCAAAUUCCGGAAGGGGCAUAGCUUCAAGUUCACAGAGCAGCACGAAAACUUUGAGUUCAGGGAGGGGCAGAGUUUCAACUUCAGGAAUGGGCGCAGCUUCAAAUUCCGGAAGGGGCAUAGCUUCAAGUUCACAGAGCAGCACGAAAACUUUGAGUUCAGGGAGGGGCAGAGUUUCGACUUCGGGAAUCGGCACGGCUAAAAUGGGCGCAAGUUUAAGAUCAGGGACAGACAAAGGUUCAAGCUCAGCCAAGGCUGAGCCAAAAAAUCAAAUUCAUGAUAAGAACAACAAGGCAAACAUGAACAAGCAGCGAAGCAAGCAGAAGAUCUAA